This is a messenger RNA of Panicum hallii, 1192 nucleotides long. RefSeq names its product extradiol ring-cleavage dioxygenase. The coding region runs from base 83 to 1045 and encodes 320 amino acids. Lineage: Eukaryota; Viridiplantae; Streptophyta; Magnoliopsida; Poales; Poaceae. The record is from RefSeq and is a predicted model, not a curated record. The transcript has 2 exons. Gene Ontology annotation, molecular function: zinc ion binding; oxidoreductase activity, acting on single donors with incorporation of molecular oxygen; ferrous iron binding.
CCACCACCACCAGCAGCCGACCAAACAAUUUUCACACCAAACGCGACGCACGCGCGCAACAGCCUAGCGAGGCGCGAGAUUAAUGGGGCAGAGCCAGGCCCGAGCUGGCAGAGCCAGACCCAAACCAGACGCGCAGCACGCGACGCGGGAGGAGGAGCGGCGCGGCGACAUCGCGAGGCCAGACGCGGCCACCGCAGGCGCCGAGAAGGAGGGGGAGGAGGGGCGGAGACCCCCGCGCAGCCCGGCCAUGGACACCUUCUUCCUGUCGCACGGCUCGCCGACGCUCUCCAUCGACGAUGCGAUCCCGGCGCGGCACUUCUUCAAGUCGUGGCUGCCCGCGCGGGUCGCGGGGGACCGGCCGCCGCGCGCCAUCCUCGUCGUCUCGGGACACUGGGAGACGGCCACGCCGGCGGUCAACGUCAUCCGCGGCACCAACGACACCAUCCACGACUUCUACGGCUUCCCCAAGCCCAUGUACCAGCUCAAGUACCCCGCACCCGGCGCCCCGGACUUGGCCCUGCGGACCAAGGAGCUCCUGGAGCGAGCCGGGUUCGGCCCCGUGAAGGAGGACCACAGCCGCGGGCUGGACCACGGCGCGUGGGUGCCGCUGAUGCUCAUGUACCCGGCCGCUGACAUCCCCGUGUGCCAGCUCUCGGUGCAGACCGACCGCGACGGCGCGUACCACUACAACCUCGGGCGGGCGCUGGCACCGCUGCGGGAGGAGGGCGUCCUCGUCCUCGGCUCCGGCAGCGCCACGCACAACCUGCGCAAGAUGGGGCCCAUGGACGCGCCCGUGCCGCAGUGGGCCGCCGAGUUCGACGCCUGGCUCAAGGACGCGCUCCUCAGCGGAAGGUACGAGGACGUGAACCGGUACGAGGAGAAGGCGCCGCACGCGAGGGUGGCGCACCCGUGGCCGGACCACUUCUACCCGCUGCACGUCGCGCUGGGCGCCGCCGGGGACGCCGCGAGGGCGGAGCAGAUCCACCAGAGCUGGACCAACGCUACGCUCUCCUACGCUUCCUACAGGUUCUCCACCAGCAAUUGACGGCCGCCUCGUGCCGUCGGUGCGGCACCUGCUAAGUGUUGUAUGCUUGUGAACCGUAUCAUCCGUGGUCGUGUAUACGCACGCUUGUAGCAUUGUAUGCAUCAGGGAUCAUGUUUGUUUGAUUGUAUCUUGCAUUGCGGUUGCUUA